This is a messenger RNA of Colletotrichum spaethianum, 1572 nucleotides long. RefSeq lists its product as uncharacterized. The record is from RefSeq and is a predicted model, not a curated record. The transcript has 3 exons. Lineage: Eukaryota; Fungi; Ascomycota; Sordariomycetes; Glomerellales; Glomerellaceae. Bases 1 to 1572 code for a protein of 523 amino acids.
AUGGCUACCGCAUCCUCCCUUCGCGCAGCGCCUCAAAAAUGGUCUCUGAAUGACCUCAGUUCCGAGCUGCUAGCUCUCAUCUUUGAGCAGCUCCGGGAAAUAGACGAGCGCGCCCUGGCUGCCACGCGAUGCUUGUCGAGGCGCUUCGAGGCCAUCGCAACGCCUAUCUCCUACCGUACUCUAUGCCUCAACGAGCGCAUUGUUGCCCCAGACGCCGACUCGCAGUACCCCAAUCUCCUACGCAAUGUAUCCAGCUACACCAACCACGUCGUUGCACGAAGCGAUCUUGACCCUGACGGCAUUCGAAGGGUUCUGGACAGGGUGCAACGACUCAAAACCGUGCGGUGGCAUUACGUCGACGCCGAAUUUAGAUCGGGGCGCCUCUGGCUCCCGUCGGAUGUGCUUAAUCCCCAGCAAACGCGGUUCAACGGCACCAAGCUGUUUGUCGAGGAUCUGCCGCUCCGAGAAUUCGAGGGGCAGCUGCGAGACACCUACGUCCGAGCCAUCCCCACAGACCUUCUAGUUUCCCUCAAGCUUGCCAGUCCAGCCCCGCCGCUCACGACGCGAUUGAACUCUCUCAAGCAGCUUCUCCUACUGUCCCGCCGUCUCGAGACGUUCCACUACGAAGACCGAGGACAAGGAACGAAUUUCAAGUUCGCUCAGGGGGAGCGCAUGCCGCCCCUAAAGGACUUGGUCCUCAAAUCCUACGACUGGAACCACUCCAAGGAGGAUACCCGAGCAUACUGGGACUUCACCCAACUCGAGUCGCUCGAUUUGAUUUCGGUACCCGUGUUUAACUUUCUGUCAGCCGUCGAUUUUCCUCACCUCGCGGGGCUACGACGUUUGCACUGCGAGGACUUUAGCGCUCACCUCGUGGAUAAGCGACAAGAAGCCACAGGCGGUCUCUAUUUGCUGGUGGCGAACCACAUCCGGGCGCUGCAGACACUGAGCGUGACCUGUCACAUUCAGCUCUUCCCUUUGGAUGGAAUCCUCAGACAUGGCGCCUCCCUGCAGGUGCUUAGGUUUCGUGACCACAUGGGAUUUGGAGAAGAGGACCGGCGGUGUCCGACGCUCUGGGCUGAGGAUAUCGCGACUUUGGCACAGGGCCUACCACACGUGCAUACGCUCGAGGUAGACAUGGACGUGGCUCUAUGCGAUCCGCCAGAGUUUCUGCGCGCCAUUUGCCGCUUCCGCAGCUUGCAAACUAUUACGCUCCACGUUCAGACCGUCCUCCACCCCCUCGAAGUCGUCCACCCGGGAAUGGAUCGCGACUACGACGCAGCUCUGCGCACUUUCCAGUUCCUCUUACAAGAGAAGCAGCUCGCCACUCCUGAUGUUCCAUGGAAGCAGAUCACCAUUAAUGUUGGCGGUUGGCGAAAGGUUAUGGUCCGACGGUUCAGCGCCGCCUGGCGUCGUCAGAACGAAAACGGCGUAUACGCCGAACGGUGCUUUGUGCUGGAAAGGAACGAAUACGGACAGAUGGCCUAUCGGGAAGAAAUGAGCGUCGAAGGACGUUCAUCAACACCAACACCUGAUCCGCCGACGCCCAACAUGGAGACCGAUUACGAGUAG